Molecule: messenger RNA, 1788 nt
Organism: Xylaria bambusicola
Lineage: Eukaryota; Fungi; Ascomycota; Sordariomycetes; Xylariales; Xylariaceae
Product: drug resistance transporter
Exons: 6
Coding region: 1-1641 (546 amino acids)
Biological process (GO): transmembrane transport
Cellular component (GO): membrane
Molecular function (GO): transmembrane transporter activity
Source: RefSeq, a predicted model, not a curated record
AUGCAUCCGACCGACAACUCGACCCAGGAGUAUGAUCUCGGCGCACGGAAAGACGACAUACCCCUCCCCAGUGAGGAGGUAGUUGAUGAGGAGAACACACAGACAGAUCACUUCAACUUUCUCACAGGUUGGCGUUUUUACGUAGUCGCAGCAGUGCUGCAGCUUGCUCUGUUCCUCGUGAACUUUGAGAUCACUAUUGUGAGCACCGCACUUGUGUCUAUCUCGAAUGACCUCAAUGAUUUUAGCAAGACGAGCUGGGUCGUCACAGCAUACUUGAUCACCUAUACAGCCGGUCUCGUCAUCGUAGCUAAGCUCAGCGACAUCUUCGGACGCAAGCGAACCUACCUCGUGGCACUAUUGAUAUUCACUGCAUUCUCGGGGGGCUGUGGUGGUUCCCAGACGAUUGUUCAGCUUAUCGUCUUCCGGGCGUUUCAAGGCGUCGGUGGAGGGGGUCUCUACGCCGUCGCCUUCGUCAUGCUCUUUGAGCUUGUCCCAAAGAGCAAGUACCCUCUUCUAUUAGUGACUUCGGUGGCUUUGGCGGUUCUAGGUAACGCGCUUGGCCCUAUAUUCGGCGGACUGAUCACUCAGCGCUCGACCUGGAGAUGGGUUUUCCUUCUUAAUGUCCCCGUCGGCGCUGCCGCUAUACUCUGCGUGCUUUUUGCCGUGCCUAAUGACUACCCCUAUCAGGGAUUAUAUACAGAGAAAUCAAGAUCCAAGCCGAAGCUAUCCAGCAUCGACUUCGCCGGCGGUUUCCUUAUGUUGUUGGCCCUGGCACUUCUGAUCACCGGACUCAACGAGGCUGCAUCUACUCUAACAUGGAUCUCCGGUACUGUUCUUGCACCUAUAAUCGUGUCCGCUUUCGCCUGGGGCGCAUUCUUUAUCUGCCAGUGGUGGUAUUCGCACUCCGGAAGCUCUAUUCAGUCGGUGUUCCCUUGGAGGUUCUGCAAAAGCCGGCUGGUUAUGGGCAUUAUCCUAAACUCCUUCUUCACGGGAACAAUCAGCAUUACAUUAAUUAUUUUGCUGCCACUUCGCUACCAAACUACUUUAGGGGUAGGACCUCUUGAGGCUGGAGUUAAACUGCUCCCGUUCGUGUUACUUACGUCCACCGGCGCUGCUUUGACAGGAGCACUAGUCAAGGGCCGUCGGCUCGCUCCCGUGUAUGUUGCGCUAUGUGGCAUCAUUCUCCAGAUCGCUGGGCUCGCUGCUCUGCCCUCUAUUGAAACAAGUAAUACUGGGGUUUAUGGACUUCAGGUGAUAAUCGGGCUAGGCGCUGGCUUCAACAUCGGUGUCGUCACCCUAAUGACUCCUUAUGUCGUCGAACACAAAGACCUGGCUGUCGCUACCGCCGCCGGCACUCAGUUCAGGUUCCUAGGCAGCGCAGUCGUAGUUUCCAUCACCACCGCAGUCGGCAAUAGCCUAGCGAAAGCGAAACUUCUUGGCAUUUUGACCCCUCAGGAGAUUCAAGAAGUCUUUAGGUCGUCAGCAAGCAUCGACAAGUUAUCGCCGCAGCUCGAGAUCAUGGUGAGAAAGGAUUUCGUUAGCAGCUUCGAUGUUCAGUUCCGCAUUGUCCUCGGAUUUGCUGUUGCCUCGCUUAUUAGCAUCUCAUUGCUUUGGAAGAAAAAGCAAAUUAUGGUAGAUUGAUCAAGGCAGAUAUCAAGUCUUUACUACACUCAGUUGUCGGACAUGGGAAACUACUUGUAUAAUGUCUGGACAUUGUGUUAUGAUUGGAUUGACUCCGGUGACCGAGCUCUUGAUCGAGGCGACUUCCUCAAAACUCACAGUUAUCUU